GUGGAGGGGAGCGGACCGUCAGCAUCGUCCUCGGCGGCGGCUGUAGCAUCUAAGCCAUCAGUGUGGAGACUUCUCCGGACGUCGCUGCAGACCUGGUGUGACACCUUACAAGAAGGGACUUGCUGAGGGACACCAUGUGGGAGGACUCCGCACAGUGACCGCUGCAGUGAGCCAGCUCUUCUGUAGGUGAUGUGAUACCACCGUGGCCCCUGGAGCUGGAUGUCACUGUCCUGGGAGAGCCCUGCUGAGCUCUAGGAAUUCUUGACUCUGCUACGUUCCUCCCCAUAAAGGACUACACCCCACCAGGCUGAGCAUCCUCCUGCCUGUAGUGACUGCAGCUGCCUGGCUCCAGUGCACUGCCACCCACUGCCUCACUAUCUCCAUGUAGAAGCAUCCACAUCCUGGACAUGCCCUCUAACAGCUCCCCUGCCUUCUUCAUGUCCUGGGGCUCCCCCGUGCCCCUCUUGUCAUAUGGAUACUCAGCAGCCUCAUACAUGAUGUGCUAGCUGGUGCUUGGGCUUCUUACUGUGAGGUGCCCUCAGCCAUUCAGGACAAGAUCUCAAGGGCUUUUUUGCCUGGUGAACUGUGCAUGUUGUUUCCCUUGCCUGUGGUCACUAUUUUUCAUUUCCACAAGUUUAUUUCUUGGCCUCUCAGCGUAUCCCAUCCACUGAGGACAUGGAGUGGCCCUGUAGGUAUCCCUGGUGGCAUCUUGGAAUUGUCUUCUUUGUGCAUUGGGCAGCUGGAGACAUGGGGAACAAAGCCAAGAGCUGUGAAGCGGUGAGACAGGUGUAUAAUGCCAAAGGCUUCAGCCUAAAUGGAGUCCCUCAGUCAGAAAUAUCAGGUGAACAUCUGAGGAUGUGUCCACAAGGUUACACCUGCUGCACCUCCGACAUGGAAGAAAACUUUGCCAAUAUCAGCAAGAUGGAGUUUGAGAACUCGCUGAGACAAUUCAGCCUGUCCGUCCAGGACCAACUCUUCGCACAGACCCGAAACUUUGACAGAUACUUCCAGGACCUACUGAAUAAAUCAGAGCAGAUUCUUCUGGAAACAUUUCCCGCCCAGUAUGGGGAACUUUACACCCAAAAUGAUGGGAAGAUUUUCAAAAACUUGUACAUAGAGCUCCGUCAGUAUUACCGCGGGCCGGCAGUGAAUCUGGAGGAGGCACUGACAGAGUUCUGGAGCCACCUGCUGGAGAGAGUGUUCAAGACACAGAACUCACAGUACCCCUUUUCUUACGAGUAUAUGGACUGCUUGGCAAAGCAAUACGACCAGCUUAAGCCAUUUGGGGACAUUCCACGUGAAAUGAAAUUAAAAGCGACCAGGGCGUUUAUUGCUGCCCGAUCGUUUGUCCAGGGACUUGGCGUUGCUGCUGACAUUGUCAGGAAGGUCACCCAGGUCCCUAUGAGUGGAGAAUGCAUACGUGAAGUUAUGAAGCUCAUGUAUUGUCCUCUCUGUCGUGGCCACUCCAACAUCAAGCUGUGUGAUAAUUACUGCUGGAACGUCAUGCGAGGAUGUCUCGCUAAUCAAGCAGAUUUGGACCCCGAGUGGCGGAAUCUGGUUGAAUCCUUAUUGCUGGUGGCGGGCAAGUUUAAUGGAGUUACCGGUGUGGAGAACAUUGUGGGAACCAUUCACACAAAGAUCUCAGAGGCCAUUACCCAUAUGCAGGAGAACAAGGAGGUCAUAAAAAACAAGGUGUUUAAAAGUUGUGGAAAUCCCAAAAAGGGCAACAAGGGCUCCAAGACAGAGGAGAGAAAAAGAAAAGGCAAAGCAGCUCCAGAAGAUAAAUACACAGUUCCCAGUAUGGACAACCUGGUUUCUGAUGUAAAAGUAAAGCUCACGGAAAUCCAAGAUUAUUGGGUAUCUCUACCUAACAUAUUCUGCAGUGAAAAGGUCAUAGCUGGUCCAGGCAAUGAAGACAAGUGCUGGAAUGGAAUGUCCAGAGCAAGGUGGAUAGUCAUCUUGCUCUGGGGACAGUUGGAUGACAGCCCAUGA
This is a messenger RNA of Bufo gargarizans (Asiatic toad), 1992 nucleotides long. RefSeq names its product glypican-1-like. Gene Ontology annotation, biological process: negative regulation of fibroblast growth factor receptor signaling pathway; regulation of protein localization to membrane; cell migration. Gene Ontology annotation, molecular function: fibroblast growth factor binding. The record is from RefSeq and is a predicted model, not a curated record. NCBI's taxonomy places the organism in Eukaryota, Metazoa, Chordata, Amphibia, Anura, Bufonidae. The transcript has 8 exons. The coding region runs from base 676 to 1992 and encodes 438 amino acids. Gene Ontology annotation, cellular component: synapse; extracellular region; plasma membrane.